Closterium sp. Yama58-4 is the source of this 8403-nucleotide messenger RNA. The record is from the annotation of a GenBank genome assembly. Lineage: Eukaryota; Viridiplantae; Streptophyta; Zygnematophyceae; Desmidiales; Closteriaceae.
AUGAGCCUCGUGGAUCCGCCGUCGCUUCAUCCCGGCCGUUUCGACGACGCAGAUGUUGGAUUCGCCGCGCCGUCGUUCCCGCUGCCUGCCGUGAAGGAUCUGGACGGGUUUCAGAGCGCGGCGAUGGAGAUGGUGAAGCCGCAGCACGGCACGACGACGCUCGGGUUCGUCUUCCAGCACGGCGUGAUCAUCGCCGUCGACUCGCGCGCCACCAUGGGCACUUAUAUCGCCUCACAGACGGUGAAGAAGGUGAUCGAGAUCAACAAGUACCUGCUCGGCACCAUGGCGGGCGGCGCAGCGGACUGCCAGUUCUGGCAGCGCAACCUGGGCCGACAGUGUCGGCUGCACGAGUUGGAGAACGGGCGGCGCAUCAGUGUGGCGGGGGCGUCGAAGCUGCUGGCCAACACACUCUUCUCGUACCGCGGCAUGGGGCUCUCCAUCGGUACCAUGGUGGCUGGCUGGGAUGAGACGGGCCCGAAGCUGUUCUACGUGGACAGUGAGGGGUCGCGCUAUGAGGGCCGGCGAUUCGCAGUGGGGUCUGGAUCCACGUAUGCCUAUGGCGUGCUGGACGCAGGGUACCAGUGGGAUCUGUCAGUGGAGGAGGCAGAGGAACUGGGGCGCAGGGCCAUCUACCAUGCCACCUUCCGUGACUCCGCCAGUGGUGGCACUGCAUCGGUGUACCAUGUGGGUCCCGAGGGCUGGACGAAGGUGUCGGGUGAUGAUGUAACAGAGUUACACUACAAGUACUACCCUCUGAAGGAGGAGGCCAAGGAGGAGGCGGAGGCUAUGUCGCGGGUGAGGCGGCAAGGAGCAAUGGAGGACGGUAGCAUCGUUGCUAGCGGCAGGGAGAAUGAUCCUAUUAUUCUAGACGACGAUGACGACAUUGGCGACAUUGGCGACGGCAUUAACGACGGCAUGGACGAUCGCAUCGACGAUGUUGGCGAUAGAUUUGAUGCGAAUCCGUCGCUCGCCUUUCCAUCCGCAGCUCCUCACGGGUCUGCGGCUUUCAGUGCGAGGCCGUCAGAUCUGGCGGUCAAAUGUGAGCGUUUAUUUGAAUCGCAGGGAGUCGGCGGCGUAGCUGAACGAGAUACGUUACAAGUCGACGAUUUCGCGAGCGGGCAAUUUGUAUCAGCAGCCGAUUUUCGCGUCGACGGCAGAGCUUCAUCAGAGAAUGACCCACCGCUAUUAGCACGCCACGCUGAACCUAGCGGACUCCGUGCUCCUACCAAGGCCCGUCUCUCGGGAUUCGAUUCUCCGCCUGCCUUCGAUGCGGCUGCUACUCGUGAGGAUUCUGGUGCGGAACCCAAUGGUCGAUUGGGUGAUGUUGCAGGCCACGUGGGUGAUGGGGAGGUUCAUGGCUUGUACUCGCUUUCCAUGCGCAUGUCUCGCGAGGCACUGGGGUGUUCAGCAGCUGCGGGGACGGGAAUGGGGGAUUUCGGGGGGAAAGACAACGCGGAACGCGGGUCAGGAUGCGCAGAGAGAGGAAUGGGGAGCCCAGGAGGGGCAGACGCGGCCGUGCGCGGGUUAGGAGGCGCGCUGGUGGAGGAGGAGUGCGAGAGCGGGGACGAGGGGGAGGAGGAGAGGCGGGUGCGGAGGGCGAACGAGGUGUGGCGGAGGGUAACGUGGGCGUGGUGGCGCGACAUUUUCUGGGUGCCAGGGGUGGAGAAGGAGGAGCCCACAGUCACAGUUGAGGAGGAUUUUCGUGUGGACUACUGCCUCAAGUGCUUUGACGGGGGGUUGCUCAUGUGCUGUGACGGGCCUGCGUGCUGCAAGGCAUGCCACGUGGAGUGUGCGGAGCCCAAGCUCUCCCGCGUCCCCAAGGGCCCCUGGUACUGCCCUGACUGCCUCCAACGCCUCCGCACCUCCCGCCGCCCCUUCCCCUAUCCCCCCCUCUCCACUACAACCCCAACUGGCUGUGCAUAUGCUCCUGGAAGGGAAGGGUGGGCUGGCAGUUUUGGCCGUGGUGGUGGUGAGGCGAGUUUGGAGGACGAGGAUUGGGAUGCGGCCAGGGGGGUGGAUGAAGCGAACGGUGUGGGUGCCUCCGCUUCUGCUGCUGCUGCUGCUGCUGCUGCUGCUGCUCCUGCUCAUAGCAGCCGCAGUGGCGGUGCUGGCAAUGCGGGGGGAGGAGGUGGAAGUCUUACAGCAGUUCGUGGUGGGAGUUUUAAGGCCUCUGGUGCUAGUAACAGGGCGUCCAAUGGUGAGGAUUCGGAGAAUUUGUGGGCGCUAGGCGAGGUUGUUGUGGAAUCUGUGUGGCUAGACAGGGAGAAAGGGGAGGGGGGCGGUGGGGAGAUGGGGAUGGGGAUGGGGAUGGGAGGAGGCGGGAUGGGCGAGGGGAGCCUGGCGUGGCAGCAUGAUGAGGAGAUGAGGAAAAUGAAGGGAGAGGAGCGAGGGAGAAGAGGGGGGAAAGCAGUGGGGAAUGCAGGGGCGAGAGCAGGCGGCAAGGGGAAAGGUGGAGGGAAGUCGGCACAGAGGGAUGGAGGCAGGCGAAAGGGGGGUGAGGGGCUGGUAGGGGAAGAAGGUGGGGUGGGGGCAAGACAGGACGAGGGGAUGGGUGGAAAUGGGUUGAAUGUGGUGCAUGGGGACGGGGUGCAAGCUCUUGGCUGUUCUGUCAGGGAUGCAGGGGAACAGACUCAUGCGGCUGUGGCAGGGGCGUAUGUGGCCCCAAGUGGGGCGGGUGCGGAGGCAGGUCGUGGCAGGGGGAGGGAGUAUCUGGUGAAGUGGCAGAAGCGGCCUCACGUGCACAAUGCGUGGGUGGACGGCGAGUGGCUGCACUCGCGGUUCCCAGGCCACCUGGCAGCAUACGAGAGGUUCAAGGCGGACGGCAAGCCCUGCCGUCCGGAGCCGUGUGCGUGCUUGGAAGAUUUGAGCGAGUGGGCGGAGCCGGAGCGGCUGCUGGGGCGGUUCAAGGUGGAGGGGCUGGGUCAAGGCAAGUGUGGUGGCAAGGGGCGCGGCAGAGGGCGACUGAGACGCGUGGCGGAUGAAUACCAGUGGUUGGUGAAGUGGAGGGGCGUGGGGUACGAGCACCUCACAUGGGAGGCGUGCAACAUGCCCUUCCUCUCCACUCCACGCGGCAUGGCGCUGCAGGCGAGGCACGAGAGGGAGAGAGAGGGGUGUGAGCAGAGGGCCAUGGAACAUGCCAGGCUGGAGGCAAGAGCCAGACGCGCUGCUCCAUUCGCCUUAACACAGCAUCACCACUCAAACGAUGGCCGGCACGUAGAGUUUGCCCACUUCACAUGGUUCCAGGUGGCGGCUUUUGAUUGGCUGAGGGCACUGUGGCAGUGCGAUGGAGGCGCCCUUGACCGUGCGUUGAACGCGGUGUGGGAGUCUGUGGAGGAGAGAAGGCGUGGGCUGGGAUCUGACGUGGGAGCCUGGGCGUCUAGUGGUGAUGCUGAGGGCAGAGCGGAAGAGGAGGGGUUCAUGGGGGAGAGAGGGUUGGGCGAGGGGAAGAGAGGCGUGGAGGAGGGGGGGAGAGGGGUGGACGAUGAGGGGGGAAGGCGUGCGCUGCUGUGCAUGGACCCUGGCAUGCUUCACGUGCACAUCCCUACGCCUCUUCUCACCACCCUUUGGCAGGGCAGCUCCCGUGUGUUUGUGGCGUUCUACCACGCCCUCAUCACAUACUUCAAGUGUGUGCGCCCCAUCCUCAUCAUCUGCCAGAGGCAGCUCAAAAUCAUCCUCCCCCUCCCUUCAUCUCACCACCCUUGGGCAGGGCAGCUCCCGUGUGCUCCUGGCGCUCUGCCAUGCGCUCAUCGCAGACUUCAAGUGCGGGAAGGCACCACUGCGGCAGAGGGUGCUCGUGGGGCAGGUGCAUCUGGGGCAGGUUCAACCGAACCAUGCGUCACCAUCCAGCCUCAAGUUGUAGUAACUACAGCAGCCACGUUUGUACAGGUGGCAGGUCGGCUUUCCCAGGUGCACUGGGAGGCUGUGCUCGUGGAAACCCCACCACCAGGCAUCAGCUUAGACAAUGACACGUGGCAGUCCGUGAUUAGUUGCUUCCAAGCUGAAUCCAAGCAGCAUGCUGAGGUGGCGGUGGGUCACCAGCCGCCUUGUGCCCCUCCGCCCCUCUCUCUGCAUGCGCGCCUGCUCGUGUGUGCUUCUUCUGGUGGCUCAGAGCAGUGGAGACAGGAGAGAGAACAGCAGAUUUGGCAGCAGAGGAGGCAUGGGAGUGCAGAGCGCGCAUGGGACCGACUCACUGUGGCUGCUGCCACUUUUGUGGCCGCAGAGGCAGCAGAGGAGGAAGCACAGGCAGUGCAGAGCAGGAUUCGUGAGAGUGAUGAUGAUGAUGAGGAUGAGGCACUGAGGCUACUGAGUGCCAUGCUGGCUUGUCUCCAACGGAAAGGGAAGACCGUUUUGCUGCUCGCACAUAGUGCACAACUGAGGGAAGCACUAGCCAGCAUGCUCGCUCAGCAGUGGGGCGGCAGUGGGGGUGCGUUCCUCCGCCUGCACUCGUCCGACUCCCCUGCUGCUUGCUCCCACACGCUCGCCCAGGUGGUUAGAGGGGCACCGGUAGUGCAGGGGCGCAGUGUGGUGCGGGGAGGGCGAGGGGAGGUGCUGCAUGGCAGAGCAAGGGGCGUGCGUGGUGGGAGAGGGGGUCGGGGGGCAGGAGAUGGGGGAGGAGGUGGGGGAGGAGGUGGGGGAGGAGGUGGGGGAGGAGGUGGGGGGGAAGGAGGUGGUGGGGGUGGAAGUGGUGGGGGAGCAGCGAGGGGGGCCACGAUGGUGGAGGAACAAGAGUGGGAAGGCGGGGAGAAUGGGGAGGAGGAAGGGUGGCGGAGAAGGGGAGGGGAGAGCGAGGUGGGUGUGCGGGUGAAGCAGGAGGAGGUGGAGGAGGAGGUGAAGAUGGGGGUGGAAGAGGAGGAGGAGGAAUACUCGGUGGUACAAAUGUCGGUGUGGAUGGAGCGUGAGGUGGAGGAGGAUGGUGAAUCGGUGGAGGGGGGUGGUGAAUCGGUGGAGGGGGGUGAUGAGUCGGUGGAGGGGGGUGGUGAGUCAAUGGAUGGGGGCGGUGUAUUGGGGAAGGGGUUAGUGAGGGGAGAGGGCAGUGGCGAGGCGCUGAGGAGAGUGAAAGAGGAGCAGGUGGAUGAGGGGUUGAUGGGGGAGAGUAUGUUGGGGCUGCAGCACACGAGAGAGGGGGAGAAGGCUGCGGAAGAGGAGCGAGGCAGGGAAGCUGAGGAGGAAGAGCAGGAGAGAGAUGAGGGAGCAGGGAUGGAAGCGCAACGGCGGGUGUCAGUGGAGGGAGGGAAGGAGCAAGGGGAGCGUGGUGAAGGACCAGAGGCAGAUGGGAAGGAGAAAGAGGGGGAAGAGGAGCAGCAGGGGGAGCAGCAGGGGGAGCAGCAGGGGGAGCAGCAGGGGGAGCAGCAGGGGGAGCAGCAGGGAGAGCAGCAAGGAGCAGGGGCAAGCAGGGAGAGUCCAUUCAUGGUGGUAGCGCCAGCAGCAGUGGUGUCAAUGGGCGUGAAUUUGGAUCCCAUCGACGUGGUUAUACUCGUGGAUGACUCCACAACUCCUGCGUUGACCACUCAGCGCCUGUUGGCCUCCCUGCUCUUCCACCAAGACACCUGCGUCGCACCCAGCGCACCCCCACACACUCCCAGCGCCUUCUCACAGCAGCAGGGCCGCAGCAUACCGCCUCUCACCGUGCUGCGCCUCUACUGCCCCGCCACUGAGGAGCAAGGGCUGCUGGAAAGCGCCUGGCAUGGGGCAGCGAGGGGCUUUGAGGCAUUUCAACGCCCUGAAGAGCAGCGCUUGCAGCAUGGCACGUGGCAUGACACAGGGAGCGGCCUGAGGGGAACGGUGGGGGGGCGUGCUGGUUGGGUGGGAAGGAAGAGUGGGUGCGAGAGGAGUGGGGAGCGAGAGGAGAUUAGGGGAGAGAUGGAGGUGAAGAGAGACGGAAUGAAGGUGAAGAGAGACGGAAUGAAGGUGAAGAGAGACGGAAUGAAGGUGAAGAGAGACGGAAUGAAGGUGAAGAGAGACGGAAUGAAGGUGAAGAGAGACGGAAUGAAGGUGAAGAGAGACGGAAUGAAGGUGUUGCAGGGAAAGGAGAAGCGACAGGGGGCUGUUGCAGAGGAGGUAAGAGGGGAAGACGGAGUGGGGGGGGGGGAAGAGGAGGUACGAGGAGAGGGAUUUGAGGAGGAGGGGCGUGGAAUGGGAGGGGAGGGGGAGGGGCGUGAGAUGGGAGUGGAGGAGGAGGGGCAUGGGCUUGGAGGAGAGAAGUGUGGAAUUGGAGGGGAGGAGGAGGAGCAUAGGAUUGGUGGGGAGGAGGAGGAGGAGGAGCAUAGGAUUGAUGGGGAGGAAGAGGAGGAUAGAUUUGGAGGGGAGGAGGAGAAGCAUAGUAUUGGAAGGGAGGAGGAGGAGCACACAAUGGGAGGGGCGGAGGAUGUGCAUGGGGUGGGAGGUGAGGAGGAGGAGCAUAGGGUGGGAGAUGAGGAGGAGCAUAGGGUGGGAGAUGUGGAGGAGCAUAGGAUUGAAAGGGAAGAGGAGGAGCAUUGGUUGGACGGAGGGAAGGAAAGGGGUGAGGCCGGGCAGGAGGUGCGAAGUGAGAAGAUAAGGCACGAGGUGGAAUGGAGAGAGUAUGGGCAUGGGUUGGAAGAGACAGGCAGAGAGGAAGAGGUGGCAGGGGAGGAGAGGCGAGAUGGGAUGGACGAAGUGGUGGGAGGAAGAGGAGGGGAGGGAUUGCAACUGUGGGAUAAUGCAGGCGAGAGGUUGGAAGUGGAGAGAGGGGCGGUAGGGAGGGCAGUAGGAGAGACGCCGGCCAUGGCAGAUGGAGGAGGGCAGAGCGAAGAGGGUAGAGAGGGCAGAGAAGGUAGAGAAGGUAGAGAGGGCGGAGAGGGCAGGGAGGGCGAAGAGGUGCGAGAAGGUGAGGCUAAUGAAGCGGAUGGAGGUUGUGCACGGUGUAGAGGGGUGAGAACGAAUGUGAGAAGCAGUGCCGGCAGCACUUUGAUGAGUGAUGAAUGCAGCGCACGGACUAGUGGUGUGUGGCGGUCCAUUGAGAUUGUGAAGGGCGGCCUUGCUGCUGCUGUGGCUGAGGCCAGGAGGCAGGUGGGCGAGAGAGAGAGGGAGCUGGGCAGGCAAGGAGACGAGGGAGUGACGGGGACGAGGGGAGAGGAGGGGCGAGAAGGUGAAGGUGGAGGGGGGAAAGGGGGAGCAGGAGAAGGGGCGGCGAGGCUGACUGGAGAAGAGGGGGAGGGAGGAAUGCCGAGGGAGGGAGGAGAGGGAAGGGAGGGAGGACUAGGGAACGAGGGAGGAGUGGGGAAAGAGGGAGAAGUGGGAAGAGAGGGAGGAAUGGGAAAGGAGGGAGGAGUGGGAAAAGAGGGAGAAGUGGGAAGAGAAGGACGAGUGGGAAAGGAAAGAGGAGUGGGGAAGGAGGGAGGAGUGGGGGAGGGAGGAGUGUGGAAGGAGGGAGGAGCGGGAGAAGGAGAAUUGGGAAGUGCGGGAGGAAUGGGAAGGGAGGGAGGAGUGGUUGAUGGGGUGCAGAGGCUAGGCAAGGGUAGGGACGAGGGGAGUGGGGAGAUGGAGGAGGGGGAGUGGCAUGAGGAGGAGGAGAUGGAGGGGGGAGGUGCAAGUGGUGAAGGCAUGGGGGGACAGGCAGAAGAGAUUGGGGCGACGCAGGAAGAGGGGCUAGGAGAAGAGGCAGGGCAGGUUACUGUCAGGGAGGGGUUGGUGGACGGGGAGGUGAUAUCAGUGGGACGAAGUGGCGAGGCUACGGUGGAUCUAAGGAAAAACCAGAGCGAGGGUGGUGAAAGGGAGGUGAUAGCAGUGGGAAGAAGCGGUGAGGCGGUGGGGGAGCUAAGGAAUGGGCAGACCAAGGGUGGUGAAGGCGAGGUGGGAGUGAUGAAAGCAGGGGGGAAAUCCGUGGAUGGGGUGACUGGAGAUGGGCAGGGGGUUGAAGGGCGGAUGGAGAAGGGAAGGGCGGAGGGUGCGAGAGAGGAGGGGAGAGGGGAGGUGGAAUCGAGGAAGGAGGUAGGUGACGAGGAGGAAAAAGAGAGGGAGGAAGGAGGAGGGCGAGGGAAGGAGGCGGAAGGAGGGGAGGGGGAGAAAGGGGAGAAGCAGCAAGCAGUUGAGGUGGAGGCAUGCAGCAGGGAGGAAGGAGAGAUGGACGGUGCAGAUGGUGUGGAGAGGGAAAGGGGUGAGAGGAGAGAUGGGGAGGAGAUGGGGGUGGGGGAAAAGCUAGGAGGGAAUGAAAAGGAAGUGGGGGAGGAGAGGGAUUUAGGGGAUGGGAGGGAAGUGGGGGAUGGGAGGGAAUUGGCGUCAACUCAGGGUGAGGACGGUGAGUGUGGGCAGGAGAGGGAGGGGAGAAGCGCGCUUGUGGCUCUGGAAACUGCUGCGGUUGAGACUGUUGCGGUCGACAACACUGCUGCACCUGACGUGCCUGUAGCAGAUGCUUCCCCCAAGAGCACACUUGCUGUCAACGCAGCU